Manis pentadactyla (Chinese pangolin) is the source of this 6345-nucleotide messenger RNA. It is a transcript of the gene CD38, whose product is annotated as CD38 molecule. The record is from RefSeq and is a predicted model, not a curated record. Gene Ontology annotation, cellular component: plasma membrane. The coding region runs from base 738 to 1661 and encodes 307 amino acids. Gene Ontology annotation, molecular function: phosphorus-oxygen lyase activity; NAD+ nucleosidase activity. The transcript is spliced from 8 exons. Gene Ontology annotation, biological process: positive regulation of B cell proliferation. NCBI's taxonomy places the organism in Eukaryota, Metazoa, Chordata, Mammalia, Pholidota, Manidae.
AUUUAUUGAGUACUUAGCAUGUGCCAGGCAUUGUGCUAAACAUGUAAAUAUGAACUCUCUUAAUCCUCAUAACAACCCCAUAGGUACUGCUGUUAUCCCUGCUGUACAUCUGGAGCACAGAGAGGUUAAGUAACUUGCCAGAGUCACCCAGCCAGUGGGUGAUGGAUCCGCUUUUGAAUACAAAACUCAAGGACUGAUGUCACUUGAGAGAAGGGGGAAAGACUCUUAAAGUGGUCUGAGCAGGCAUUCGUCAAUGCUAAACAGCAGAGGUAGAGCAUUCCUUCCCAGGCAGAAGGCGUCACUUGUACACAGGUACAGACGCAGGCAGCCAGCCUUCACACUUCCCUUACAGAUCACGCGUGGCUCAAGUGUAAAGUGCAAGGGGGAUAAAGGCAGCUAGCCCAGAAGCGUACUGUUCCUAGGGCAUCCGCAGAGCAAGGAGGGGGAAGGCACCUGCUUCUCGCUGGCGAUGGACAGUCUGGGUCCUGGGCUGCUCAGAGUCAGGAAGUGAGUGGCUGUAGAAACUGCUGAAGUCUUUUAAGUCCUUUGAAUCCUUAUUGGUCCAGCCGGCCACAGAACUUUGAAAGAGGGGUGGGGGUUGGAAGGGAAGCCGAGAAAAGGCAAGUGAAAGAUGAAGGGGAGGGCAAUUUCAGAACAGGGCUAGCUCUCUCCUCUUUUCUGCCCAGCCUCCUGCCUGCCACCCCUGCAACUUCGCCGGCGACCCCGCCUCGGCCUCCAUGGCCAGCCACACAUUCAGCCUGGUGGCCGAGGAGAAACCCUGCUGCGAUCUCUCCAGGAGGUCCCAGAUCUGCCUCUGCGUCCUCGGCUGCCUCCUGGUUGUGGUGAUCAUCGCGGUGGGGGCGGGAAUCCUGGUAUGGCGCCAGCCGCCCAAGCACAAGGAGUGGAAGGGGUCGGGCACCACGGCCCAUUUUUACGAGAUCGUCCUGGGGCGAUGCUACACCUACACGGAAAUCGUGAGGCCUGAGUUCAGACAUAAAGACUGCCAGAAGAUAGGGGAGGCAUUUGUGAAUGCAUUUCUUUCUAAGGAUCCUUGUCACACCUCAGAACAGGACUACCAGCCGCUGAUGAUGCUGGCCAGUCAGACUGUACCUUGCAACAAGACUCUCUUUUGGAGCAAAACAAGUGAGCUGGCGCAUCAGUACACAUGGGUCCAGCGGGAGAUGUUCACGCUGGAGAACACGCUGCUGGGUCACAUGGCUGACGGCCUCAAGUGGUGCGGAGACGUGGGUUCUUCUGAAAUGAACUAUCAAUCUUGUCCAGACUGGAGGCAAGACUGCAUCAACAACUCUGUUUCUGUGUUCUGGAACACGGUGUCCAAAAGGUUUGCAGAAGAUGCCUGUGGUGUGGUCCAUGUGGUGCUCAAUGGGUCCAUCAGUAACCCCUUUGAUGAAAAAAGCACUUUUGGACGUGUGGAAAUCUUUAAUUUGAAUCCAAAGAAGGUUCAUACACUUCAAGCCUGGGUGAUGCAUGACAUCGGAGGACCCCUCAGUGACUCAUGCUCAGGUUCCUCCGUAAGUGAUCUGAAACUGAUUAUAAGCAAAAGGAAUAUUACGUUUAUCUGCCAGAAUAACUACAGGCCUGUCAAAUUUCUUCAAUGUGUGAAAAAUCCUGAGCAUUCAUCUUGCAGAUCUAAGAAAUGAGCCAGGGGCCGUGGUUGUUUCCGAUCUUCGAGCCCUUGCAGCAUGUAUCAACAUGCAUGACUUAGGAGACACGCUGGUGGGAUGCUGAGAAUUUGGGGGGAAUCCUCUCUCAUAAUGUCAACACUGGAGAUGGAAGCUUUGACCCAGUCUUAAAAUAACUUAUGUUAUUGGCAUAGUUUUUAUUUUGAUCUCCUAAUAUUCAAGAAAAAAGUACUGUAUUCAAUUAGAAUGCAAAUGUUAUAUUAUUUCAUUUUAAUUUUCAUAUGUUAAAAUAUUUUUAUGUUGUUUGUAUGUUGGUAGCAUCUUUCCUGUUGAAGGUUCAGCAAACCUUUCUUAUUGAUACAGGCAGGUAAAGAAAGGUAAAUGUCCAAGGUUUUCAGAAAACAUUACAUUUCUAAAUGAAUGACAUUGCUCCAUGAUAUGUUUUUGUACCUUUCCUACAGAUAAUUAAACUAGAAAUGCCAUGGUUACGGGGCAUGUUGGGAAAUGUGUUCUGUAGGAUAUAAGCUAAGGUAGGUAAUUAUGUGAUGUGAUGGAUAUGUUAAUAAGCUUAAUUGUGGUGAUCCUUUCACAGUGUAUACAUAUACCAACACAUCACAUUGUAUACCUUCAAUAUAUACCAUUUUUAUUCAUCAAUCAUACCUUAAUAAAGCUGGAAAAAAAACCCAGUUAUCCCUGGGGUGGAGAGUUGAGUUAAAUAAGCUGGUGAUGCACGGCCAAAGGCAACAAGUCCUUUCACCUCCCCACCCCACCCCCUGCCAAGAUCAAGUAAGUUGGGCAGCUGGAGAGAGGAUGGGUCUUCACCCUGGGUGUGCCUCAGGGGUCACGGCGGUGGGAGUAGAUGUCAAGGAGAGUCCGAAUUUACAGUCUGCUGAAAACCCACAAGUCCUCACUCACUCCUCUUUAGCUUUUGGGAGAUCAGAAGAGGAAUUGUGCUGUUUGCUUUCCAGCAAGAAUCUCAGCUUUGAGAGUCACAUGCUGACACACCUUUGUUCUGUAUUGAGAAAUGUAAAGACCUCUUUCGGAGGCCUACUUUUGAGACCUUUGGGAGUCUAAUGUGAUGACAGUUAAACUUGCAAUUCUCAGUAAGGCACUUAAAGGCUUGAUGCACAAUACAGACCUGCAAAGAAGAGAAAACUAACGUACCGUAUGCAGCAUUUCACAUAGUGUUUCAGCCAGUGAUCGCAGCUGCAGCAGCGGAAUACAACUCUGGCUGGAAGUAAACGUUUUACAGAAUAGCUGGAGUUUUUAGGUCCUCCAGGAGGGCAAGAAAUAGUUUGGAAGCCCUUUAGUCAGAACACCUCAAAUGACUGUACAGGCUGUCAGGUAGAGUUCUUGCUCUGAGGACAGUUGGCUGUCACUUUGUCACUGUCAUAUGUGGCCACUGCUGUUUUGAGAAUCGAAGUGCAGUGGUCCCUCCUUAUCCACCGGGGAUACAUUCCAAGACUCCCAGUGGUUGCCUGAGACCGUGGAUAGUACUGAACCCUAGAUAUAUUUUUCCUAUUCAUGUAUAUAUAUAUAUAUAUAUAUAUAUAUAUAUACAUGUACACACACAAUAAAGUUUAAUUAUAAAUUAGACACACUAAGAGAUUAACAGUAUAAUUAAUAAUAAAAUAGAGCAAUUAUAACUAUACGCUAUAAUAAAAGUUAUAUGAAAGCAGUCUCCCUCAAAAUAUCUUAGUGUACUGUACUCACCCUUCUCAUGGUGUGAGAUGAUAAACUGCCUGCUCAAUGAGCUGAAGUGAGGUGAAUGCUGUAGGCAUUAUAACCUAGCAUUUUGCUGCUAUGGACCUUCUGGUGGUACACCACAAGGAGGAUCAUCUGUUUCUGGGCUGUGGUUGACCGUGGGUAACUGAAACCACAGAAAUCGAAACCAAGGGUAAGCGGACCUGCUGUAGCCUACGUGGGUGGUGGAUGGCACAUGGUGGCUGAUGCAUGAAGCAUGGCUCCUGCCUCCUUGGCUGGCCAGCCUAACAUUCACAGUUGCAUAGAUCCGUCUUCUGCACAGAGCCAGGUACAUGUGUAUGCUUAUAGCAAAAGCUCAAUUUCUCUACCUGUGAAAUGGGGGUGGUAAUUGUGUCUACCUCUAAGUAGUUUUUAGCCUUAAGCAAGAUGAUAGAUGUACAAUUCUCAGAACAGUGUUUAACACAGUAAGAGCGCGAUUAAGGCUAGUUUUUUUUUAAUUGAAAAAGCCCCAACUCUUAGAACCUGUUUUUAUUCUGGAGAAAAUUCCUUGUCAGCCUAUAUGAUUUAGAAGCCGAGGCACUAGGGAUGGAGAGGGGAUGGUAGGGACUGGCUAUCUUGCCACCCAGCAGGGUCACCCACACUCUCUCACAGCUUGACUCAUCCUAGCUGGUUAGCACUUCCCCACCCGAGAGGACGGGCCAGGUACCCUGAGACCUUUGCUAAGAGCUGGCUCCCAUCUCAAGCUGGAUGUUGACAAACGGUAUCAUCAGGACCUGGUCCCCCCAUCCCGAGUCUGAGAUGUGUAAUUUUCAUCCUUCAAGCCGACCAGGAGUGUGACAGCCUCCCCUGGCACUGCCAAUCCAAGCCUGUGCUGUCCUGACCAGGACGUGCCAUGCUGGCGACAGCAAAGGCAUGCAGCUCCUUGGGAGAGUGGGGCCGACAGACAAAUGCACAGGAAGUGGAAGUUGCCUUCCGGAGCAAUGAGCAAACUGAAAGUACGUUGGAACAGGGUGAGCUUGAGAGGUGGGGUAGCUGACCCAGCCUUCAGUGCCAGAGCAAAUCUCUCCCUUUGUGAAUGAUACCUAACAGUCUGCUCCGUUUCCACAAGGUUGCCUUUCAGGGAAUUUCCCUGAAUGGGUAGAAUAAUAAGACCCAAGUAGGCUGCUGCAGGAAGUAGGGCCCCUUUGGAGGCCCCUCCUAGUUGCUGAGUCCUGUCACGUGGUCCGGCUCUGGGCCGCAGAGGUCGCGACCAUCUCUGGGCACACCUCGCUUGGACGGGGGAGGCGGGAGGAGGGAAGCACCGUGGGGCCGUGUUAGGUGUCCUUCCUGAGGUCAGCUUUCUGGGACAUUGAUCCUGUGCUAUCAGAUGGGAUCAUUGUAAAGAUGUUGUUUUUAAGUGUCACCAGUGAUCAUGUCAAACAAUAAAAGUAACAAAAUAGACGUUUCCAUAAUAAUUUAUUACAGAAUCAUGAAAGACUCAUGGAAACUUUCGGCUGCAGAGCAAUGACUCAGCCUCACUUGACAAGCCAAGGCGCUGAGUCCUUCCCCGGGAAGUCACAGAGGUUGGAUGCUGAGCUGUAGGCAGUAGCUUAGGAGUCACGGUUUUCCUCACUUGUCUCCCUUUCUUAUCACCAAGCCUAGGAACCUACAAGUGAUGUGGUGGUGAUUGCCGAUGUUGCCUAGUAUCCAUUAUUUCCUUCUUUUUAAGAAAGAGAUAGUAUUUUAAAGGAAUAUAUUAGGACUGACAAGGAGCACAUCUGCGUCCUUGUCAGUCCUAAUCAUCUCAUCCUGAGCUCUCUUGAAAAGUAUUUCUCUUCUGAGUAGUAUUUCCCCACCUCCCAUUUUCACCCAGGAACACGGUUUCACGGCCACAGAAUACACGCACAGUUCAGCAGCUGGCUCUGCCCAGUGCAUGUGAGCAGGCAUGAUUUAGGCACACGUGUGGGCAUCUUACAGACAGAGCCGCUGGCCCCAGCGUUCCCUUCCCCCCUUACCUUUGCUGGAAGACAGUGAAGCCCAGUAGCAGCCUCAGACCUGGAGAUGGAAGCCACAGGGAGAGGACGGCGAGCCCCUUCCUCCACCUUACCACUCUCACUCUGAAUCUCAGUGCUGGCACAGCGUGGCCUGCUUUGUCCUCAACCCUGGGCACACAGGAGAGACUCAAAAGUAUUUGUUCUCAGUGCUCCUGUCUCCGCGGUCCCUUGAUUGCCUCGGCAUCUGUUUCCUCUUCCGGGCUUGGCUGUGCGGGUCACUGCAGCCUCACUAUUAAACACUUGACUUACUGGUAAUUCAUUCAACCACCACUAUUAGAUCCUUUCCUUGGUUCUGGGUGCUGGUGACAGAAUAUUGAUAGAAAUGAACAUGGGCUACUUCAUGGAGCUUAUUGCCUGCUCCCUGUAGACUUCAGGGGGCAAUCUCGCUGCAGCUUGGACCCAGCCAAAGCCGUUCCCCACUAACCCCCUUCACAGCCACCCCCUGUGCUGGCCGAGGAAGCUGGUUUUUCAAGAGGGCUCAGGGUGACAUGGUCAGGACUGUUGGGGACACAGACGUGUUCCAUGAGCACAAAGCCCAUGGCAGGAGGCAGAGGAUGAAGCUUCCCCCAAAGGGGGAGGUAGACAAGUUUCCUUUAAAAUGGUUUUAUUAACCAAGUGACCAUUUCCUCAAUGUAAGCAACACAGAUAAUAAAAAAUAAAAAUAAAAUCAUUGAUAAUCUCACCACCCAGGGUAACCACCUCUAACAUCCUAUGUAUAUAUUGUACACUUUUCAUGUAAAUUGUAUUUUUCAUAUAAAUCACACACAUACAUGCUAAUAAACAUUUCCUUUUCACGUUUUAGAAUUUCUGGUCAGGAUGUGUCUUAGAAUCAAUGCGUUUAUAAAACAGCAUGUCAUGGUUUAAUUGGAAGUAUCUCCUUAGUGAUCACCCUGCAGGGACUUGAAUUUUUCAAUAAUAUAUUGUGAGCGUUAUCGUAAGUCAAUAAAUAGAGCUCUGCAUUGUCA